Molecule: messenger RNA, 543 nt
Organism: Lathyrus sativus (Indian pea)
Lineage: Eukaryota; Viridiplantae; Streptophyta; Magnoliopsida; Fabales; Fabaceae
Source: the annotation of a GenBank genome assembly
AUGACCUUGAAUCUUGUCCAACCGAAAAAUAUACUUGCCACAUUGAAACAGAAGGAACCCGACAAUAUAUCAAAUAUAAGGCAAGUGGAUAAAAUUCGGUACCGCACAAACAAGGUGAUUAUGGGAGAUAGAAGUGAGAUGCAACAACUGUUGAAAUUGUUUGAUGAUAACAGUUACGUGUUCCGGUACAAAACUUGCGACGAUGGAGUUAUGGUCCGAGAUAUUUUUUGGACUCAUCCGGAUUCGAUAAAGCUGUUCAACACGUUCUCAACAAUGCUCAUUCUUGAUUCUACCUACAAGACCAACAGUUAUAGACUUCCUUUAUUUGAGAUGGUUAGUGUUACGUCUACCGAGAAGACAUAUGCCAUUGGUUUUGCUUUUCUGGAGUGUGAAAAAAAGGACAAUUUUACAUGGGCAUUAGAGAUGUGUCGGUCACUUUUGAAGGACCAAGUUGAGAUACCUAAAGUGAUUGUUACCGACCGCGAUACCGCGUUGAUGAAUGUGGUAGCAAGGGGGAUUUGUGUCGAGAUUGGGACUCCAUAA